Durio zibethinus is the source of this 1775-nucleotide messenger RNA. Its product is annotated as Leucine carboxyl methyltransferase. Gene Ontology annotation, biological process: methylation. Gene Ontology annotation, molecular function: methyltransferase activity. NCBI's taxonomy places the organism in Eukaryota, Viridiplantae, Streptophyta, Magnoliopsida, Malvales, Malvaceae. The record is from RefSeq and is a predicted model, not a curated record.
AUUAAUAUUUGGAUCCAAAGUAUGGUGAAAUUCAAAUGGGGACUUGAACUUUAAUGCAAGACGCUAAUGCGAAUAUAGGUUGUUAACUCGUAAAACGUAACAACGAGACUUCGAUAUAAGGAAAGAGCAAUACGUGACACUUUUCGUGUCAAGCCACGGGUGGGAUGCUAUCACGAUUGCUAUAUGUGACCUGAGGACAAGCGAAUACCUGCAACGAUACUAGGCUUCUUAAUUGCUAUUCUACUUGGGAGCCACCUCACAUCUAAUAUCUAGUCCUCUCAAGGUGGGACGGUGGGAGCCAUUCAUUGUUGCCUUUCUUACCAAAAGGACAGACAAGAAAAGCAAAAGUCAGGUAAAAGAAAUGGUUAGCACUCGUGGACUACUUGGUUACCUUCAUUUUCAUCAAGGCAGGGAAGCCGGAUAUGAAUAAGAUUGAGCAGUUUUCCUAAACGUUAGUUUUGUGUGGCUCUCUUUUCUUAUCCCCUGCGCACACUUAUUGGUCCUCCCAUGAACGCUUUGUAUUAUAUAUUGCAUGCAUUAUCUCCUUCGCUCCUAUUAGUAGUCUUUAAAUUUCGAUGUUAUGGACCAUUCGAAACAAGAAAAUGCCUCGCCAGAAGACCAUGAUCUGGAGUUAAAGCUUCCGCACUUAGUAUUUACGAAAACAGUUCGCGAACUCUAUUCAAAGGUUGUGAAUGAGUGGGAUUCCCUCAAAAAGUCUGCAUGCCAAACGGCAGCUGGAAGAGCCCUGUGGAAGCAUGUGAUUCAUGACCCUCUUGCAGAUGUACUUGCAGGAGAAACAUACCUAAGAAACCUUCACGAGAAGAUUAAGAAAGAUCGCCACAACAAUGCUCGAGAAAUUUCGGGAGUGAUUCUGGCUGUUCGAACCCUUUGGUUUGAUUCAAAAAUUGAAGCUGCUCUUGAUUCCUUUGGUGGUGCAGCUCAAGUUGUUCUCCUUGGCGCAGGAAUGGACGCAAGGGCAUAUCGUUUAAACUGCUUGAAGGAAAGUGAUGUCUUUGAAGUAGACUUUCCUGAAGUCCUGCAUGUAAAAGCUGCCCUUCUUCAGGCAGCUCUGGAGUCCACAGAACAUCUUAGGUUGAUGGCAAAAUCCUUAACGAGAGUAGCAGCUGACAUUAGAGAGAAUGACUGGCUUGAAAAGCUUCAGAUAUCUGGGUUUGUGCCAGAAAAAAAUACAGUAUGGGUUCUAGAAGGUAUCAUCUACUACCUCUCAAAUUCUCAAGCCAUGCAAGUACUGAAGAUCGUAGCUGACAAGUGUACCCUCACCCAUACAGUUCUCUUAGCAGACUUCAUGAAUAAAGCAUCAACAACACUCUCCAGUUCUAUCUUCCACUUCUAUAGUGAUUGGCCUGAUAAUCUUCUGCCAUCUCUUGGAUUUGCUAAUGUUAAGCUUUCACAAAUCGGUGACCCAGAUGCUCAUUUCGGGCUCAUGCAUGAUCCAUUGAAUUUGUUCAAUAAGCUUCGCAACUUACCAAGGUCAAUAGAAAUCAACCCGGACGAUGGAACACCAUGCCGUCGCUUAUAUUUGGUGCAGGCUUCUGGUUCACCGAAUCAAACAAUUUCCUUAAGCAGCAUCCCAAUGUAGUAUAUAGAGAUCAUAUGCGCAAACAUACUAGUAGCUAUAAUGUAGAUGCAGGAAUCAUUAUUUUUAGUGUUGCUCAUGGAAUAUAAAAUUCAAUUAAACACAAGCAGCAACAUGACUUUCAAGCAGUAUAAUGAUUCUUUAAAUUUUAUAAGCAUAUAAUAUCACAUAGUAGUUG